AUGACGCCCUUAUUAUGGCCGCUUGGUGCCAUAAUCCUCUUCUAUGCCCUAAGACUCAUCUACAUUCCUAAGCCUCUCCCCGGGAUUCCGUACAACCGGCUCUCUUACUUCAUGCCAUGGGGUGACCUUUUGAGCCUAGGCAUAUCCUUCUUCUCCCGCGGGGAGGUCUUCCGCUGGUUCAACACCCGGUCUCACCAUCACCGCAGCCACAUCUUCCAAGCGUUCAUCCCAUCCUUCAGCACCUCAUCCCCCGUACUGGUAGUGACAGAUCCCGCAGAGGUCAAAGACAUUGUGACUCGCCAGCUCAGCAGCAUCGAUCGUUCGCGGCUUAUGGGCCUUUGGUUUGGACUCUUAGCCCCCGGAGCGAGCAUCGGGAUGCCAUCUGGUGGCAGCUUCAGGGCUUUGAGGUGGGCUUGGAACUCAAUGUUGAGCCCCGUGUUCCUGGGGAACGUGGCUGGACCGAGAAUACGGGACGCAGCGUUGAGUCUGGUCGAGCUCUGGUCGUUGAAGGGUGGCACGCAGCAGUGUUCACCCUUUGAGGCAUGCAGGGAUCUCAGACUGUCGACACUCGAGGCGAUGAUGGGUUUGCUCCUCGGAAGGGAGCUUGGUAUGCUCGAGACCGAGAUCUCCGAUCUCAAACGCGCGGAGGAUGGGGAGAAGCUGUGGCACUGGCGAAGGGGUCGACCAGAAGCUCAACCAAGACACUUCUACCGAGACUUCAGCUUGACUCUCACGUGCUUGGACUGGGUCACGCAGGGCGUUUCGCCAACGGUGUAUUCAUGGGUCUUCAGGCACCUCUUCUGGCCGUUCCAAAGGGCACAGAAGAAUGUCGAGGCCUCCUUGCAGCGCGUCGUCAACGACGUACGCCAAAAGCUGGGGGGCGAGGAGAAGGCUGCUUCCUAUCCAAUCAGCGCGUUGGAACUGGUCCUUCAGAGAGCUACCUCGAGACCCCAAACAGAAAAGAUCGUGUCGGACGCGGCGCUUAGAAGCGAGCUGAUCGAGCUGCUCAUCACAGGUCACGAAACGACGGCAUCAUCCAUCGGAUGGGCAUUGAAAUAUCUCGCGGACGACCAGACUGUCCAGAAAAGACUCCACGAAGAGCUGCUGCAAUUCCUGCCGGAGUCGGCUAUCACGCCGACCAGUGAGCAGAUCAUGACGACUCACCUGCCUUACCUGGACGCCUUCAUUGCAGAGACAUUGCGAUACUCGUGUACAGGCCCCAUUUCGUUCCGCGAAGCGACACAAGACUGUACUGUACUCGGCCACCUCAUCCCGAGCGGGACGCCCAUCGUGCUCAUGACGCAGGAUGUCACGCAUCAAGAAGCGACGUAUCUAGAAAAAGAACCCAAGUCAGCGCCGCGCCAUCUGGCAAGCACCAACACGUCGGAAAACGGGAGCAACUCGGGGCCUCCAUUGAACCACUUCUAUCCUGAACGAUGGCUUAACACCAACGGCGGCUUCGAACCGAAAGCGGUAUUCUCGCUGCCUUUUUCGGAUAGCCUCAGAGGCUGCUUCGGGCGAAAGAUAGCGAUGAUGGAGAUGAGGAUCUUUCUCGCGGUCCUCGUGUGGAACUUCCGCUUCGCGAAGCUGGACGCAGGCUUGAGCCGUUAUGGAUCUCUGGAUGGGCUUACGAGGAAGCCAAGCUGCUGUUAUGUCCUCCCUAUUCCUCGACGAGGUCGGGUGACGGACGAAGUAAACAUGAGCAGGACGCGUUUGCCCCCUCUUUGCGUAGAUGUUCUUGCAACGUGA
Molecule: messenger RNA, 1749 nt
Organism: Diaporthe amygdali
Lineage: Eukaryota; Fungi; Ascomycota; Sordariomycetes; Diaporthales; Diaporthaceae
Exons: 1
Coding region: 1-1749 (582 amino acids)
Molecular function (GO): oxidoreductase activity, acting on paired donors, with incorporation or reduction of molecular oxygen; iron ion binding; heme binding
Source: RefSeq, a predicted model, not a curated record